Ramularia collo-cygni is the source of this 492-nucleotide messenger RNA. RefSeq lists its product as uncharacterized. The transcript has a single exon. The coding region runs from base 1 to 492 and encodes 163 amino acids. NCBI's taxonomy places the organism in Eukaryota, Fungi, Ascomycota, Dothideomycetes, Mycosphaerellales, Mycosphaerellaceae. The record is from RefSeq and is a predicted model, not a curated record.
AUGCCAUCAGAUGUCCCCUCAGAGCCAGACUCCAUACGCCGCAAUAUCCGACUGAUAGCCAGCUGGUGGCAUCUCUUCGUCUUCGUCAUCCAUCCCGCCUUCUCGUGGAGCAUCAUCUUCUUCAUUGUCCCUAUCUUCAGGAUUCCAUAUCUCGGCGAAUACCUGUCCGUGAGGUCUUUUAUUAUCUUUUACAUAGUUUAUGUCAUUGGGACCAUUUGGCUGGAGUUUUACGUUGCGGAUGGGAUCAAAGCUCAGCUACAGCAGCAAGGCUACACGCAAAGGCAGACAACGAGGCGGCAGACCGAUCUUCUACUCAAUCUCGCGGUGCUGGUUGCGGCGUUCUAUUGGGCGCAGGGCCUUGCGGAGAAGGACAUUGACCUGAGUCAGACUGCGGAGAACGCGAUCAUAGSAUUGCUGUGGUUGAUCUGCUGGGUUGGCUUUACAUUGGCUUCCAUCGGACCAGUCCUCUGGUACACUGUUCGUGUGGGCUAA